AUGAAGUUCGCUUACCGGUUCUCAAAUUUACUGGGUACAGUAUAUCGGCGUGGAAAUUUAAAUUUUACACAAGAUGGAAAUUCUGUUAUCAGCCCUGUGGGAAACAGAGUCACUGUGUUUGACCUUAAAAACAAUAAGUCGGACACCCUGCCGCUGGCCACGCGGUACAAUGUCAAGUGUGUAGGGCUCUCUCCGGAUGGCUGCCUCGCCAUCAUCGUGGAUGAAGGGGGUGAUGCCCUGUUGGUCAGCUUGGUCUGCAAAUCGGUGCUUCACCACUUCCACUUCAAAGGCUCUGUGCAUAGUGUGUCCUUCUCCCCGGAUGGCAGGAAGUUUGUCAUCACCAAGGGUAACAUUGCCCAGAUGUACCACGCACCUGGCAAGACGCGAGAAUUCAACGCCUUUGUGCUGGACAAGACCUACUUUGGGCCAUAUGAUGAGACCACAUGCAUUGACUGGACAGACGACUCCAGGUGCUUCGUUGUGGGAAGCAAGGACAUGUCCACCUGGGUGUUUGGUGCUGAACGCUGGGACAACCUCAUCUACUACGCGCUGGGGGGACACAAGGAUGCCAUCGUAGCCUGCUUCUUUGAGUCUUCCAGCCUGGAUCUGUACACACUGAGCCAGGAUGGAGCCCUCUGCGUGUGGCAGUGUGACACCCCCCCAGAGGGCCUGCGGUUGAUGGCCCCCCGAGGCUGGCGGGCGGACCUGCUGCGACGGGAUGAGGGCAUGGAGGAUGACGAGGACCGGGAGAAGGGGACCACUGUGCAAGGCACUGCCACCCCCACCGAGGAGGAGAAGAAAGGGAAAGUCAAGUACUCACGGCUGGCCAAGUAUUUUUUCAACAAAGAAGGUGAUUUUAACAAUCUGACAGCUGCAGCAUAUCACAAGAAAACCCAUCUCUUGGUUACUGGCUUUGCUUCUGGAACCUUCCAUCUGCACGAGCUCCCGGAGUUCAACCUGAUCCACUCUUUGAGCAUUUCUGAUCAGAGGAUCUCGUCCAUUGCUCUCAACAAUACAGGGGAUUGGAUCGCCUUUGGAUGCUCAGGGCUGGGCCAGCUGCUGGUGUGGGAAUGGCAGAGCGAGUCCUACGUGCUCAAGCAGCAGGGCCACUUCAACAGCAUGGUCACACUGGCCUACUCGCCCAAUGGACAGUACAUCGUCACCGGUGGGGACGAUGGCAAGGUCAAGGUGUGGAAUACACUCAGUGGCUUCUGCUUUAUCACCUUCACGGAUCACUCAAGUGGGGUCACUGAUGUGACCUUUACGGCCACAGGCUAUGUCAUCGUGACCUCCUCCAUGGAUGGGACUGUGCGUGCCUUCGACCUGCACAGGUACCGCAACUUCCGCACCUUCACUUCCCCACGCCCGACGCAGUUCUCCUGCGUGGCUGUGGAUUCCAGUGGUGAGAUCGUCGCUGCUGGUGCCCACGAUUCCUUUGAGGUCUUCAUCUGGUCCAUGCAGACUGGCAGGCUCCUGGACGUUUUGUCUGGACAUGAAGGGCCUAUUAGCGGUCUGAGUUUCAACCCAGCCAAGUCAGUGCUGGCAAGUGCCUCCUGGGACAAGACGGUACGGCUGUGGGACAUGUUUGACAGCUGGCAGACCAAGGAGACGCUAGCCUUGACCUCCGAUGCGCUGGCUGUGACUUUCCGCCCUGACGGUGCACAGCUGGCCGUGGCCACGUUGAACUCACAGAUCACCUUCUGGGACCCCGAGAAUGCAGUGCAGACGGGCUCCAUCGAAGGCCGGCAUGACCUCCGAGCAGGCAGGAAGGAGCUGGACAAGAUCACGGCCAAGCAUUCUGCCAAGGGGAAGUCCUUCACCACCUUGUGCUACUCCGCGGACGGCCAGAACAUUCUGGCAGGAGGCAUGUCCAAGUUUGUCUGCAUCUAUCAUGUCAAGGAGCAGAUGCUCGUAAAGAAGUUUGAGAUUUCCUGCAACCACUCUCUGGAUGCCAUGGAGGAAUUUUUGAACCGGAGGAAAAUGACAGAGUUUGGCAACCUGGCACUGAUUGAUCAGGAUGCUGGGGAGGAAGACGGGGUUGCAGUACCUCUGCCAGGUGUAAAAAAAGGUGACAUGAGCUCUCGGCACUUUAAACCUGAGAUUAGAGUGACUUCGCUCCGCUUCUCCCCCACAGGCCGCUGUUGGGCGGCCACCACCACCGAGGGGCUGCUCAUCUACUCCCUGGAUGCCCGCAUGGUCUUCGACCCAUUCGAGCUGGACACCAGCAUCACGCCCAGCCGGAUUCGCACCGUGCUGCGCCAGCGGGACUUCACCAAGGCCAUCCUGAUGGCCUUCCGGCUCAACGAGCGGAUGCUCAUUCAGGAGGCGCUGGAGUCGGUACCCCAGGAUGAGGUCAAGGUUGUCGUCUCCUCGCUGCCUGAGGUGUACGUCGAGAAGGUGCUGGAGUUUCUUGCCUCUUCCUUUGAGGUGUCUCACCACCUGGAGUUCUACCUCCUGUGGACGCAGCAGUUGCUCAUGCAGCACGGACAGAAGCUGAAGGCCAGGGCAGGGGCGCUGCUGCCGGCCGUGCAGUUCCUGCAGAAGAGCAUUCAGCGGCACCUUGAUGACCUCUCAAAGAUUUGCGACUGGAACCGCUACAACAUACGCUAUGCUUUGGCUGUGUCCAAGCAGAGGGGUGUGAAGCGGCCCCUGGAGUCACUGGGCAGUGAGGAGGAGGCUUUGUCUGAUGGCGAUGAGGACAGCCUGCAUCUGCUGGUGGGAACAGGUGAAGAAGACAAAGAAUCGAUGCUGCCGUAG
Messenger RNA from Elephantulus edwardii (Cape elephant shrew), 2757 nucleotides. RefSeq names its product PWP2 periodic tryptophan protein homolog (yeast) (gene PWP2). Gene Ontology annotation, cellular component: small-subunit processome; Pwp2p-containing subcomplex of 90S preribosome. The record is from RefSeq and is a predicted model, not a curated record. NCBI's taxonomy places the organism in Eukaryota, Metazoa, Chordata, Mammalia, Macroscelidea, Macroscelididae. Gene Ontology annotation, biological process: ribosomal small subunit assembly; maturation of SSU-rRNA from tricistronic rRNA transcript (SSU-rRNA, 5.8S rRNA, LSU-rRNA). The coding region runs from base 1 to 2757 and encodes 918 amino acids. The transcript is spliced from 21 exons. Gene Ontology annotation, molecular function: protein binding.